UACGGGGAUUUAAACGAUGUGGUGUUGCUGGUUGUAUGCCGGCUUGCCUCUUCUUUGCUAAGACGAAAUGGCGAGAAGAGCUCUGUUUUCGUAAAAUUGAACUGGGCGGCUGUUUUCAAAGUAGAGGAGACCGGAGAGGAUUUAUAAACUAUUGAACCAAAGAAGCAUUAGAAGACCAUGUGGGUUUUUUAUGUGGCGGCCUUGCUGGGCUUCUAUUUCCUGCUUCGUUGGUACCGUGAGAAACAGAUUUUGAUGAACCUGACAGAGAAACAUGUCUUCAUAACUGGCUGUGACUCUGGAUUUGGCAAUCUCCUGGCUAGGCAGUUGGAUGCAAAAGGCUUUCGGGUCUUGGCAGGUUGUCUGGCGCAGCAGGGAGCAGAGAAGCUGAAAGAGGCCACAUCAGAACGGUUGCAGACUGUCCUCAUAGAUGUCAACAGCACAGAAAGUGUGGGCAAAGCAACAGAAUGGGUGAAAGGCCAAGUGGGAGACAAAGGACUUUGGGGAUUGGUGAACAAUGCUGGCGUUUCUAUCCCAACCGCGCCAAAUGAGUGGCUGACCAAGGAGGAUUUCAAGAAAAUCAUAGAUAUCAAUCUACUUGGGGUGAUUGAUGUGACCAUACAGAUGCUACCAUUGUUGAGACGAGCCAAGGGACGUAUUGUCAACGUUUCCAGUGUAAUGGGUCGAUUGAGUUUCUUUGGCGGAGGCUACUGUCCUUCAAAAUUUGGGGUGGAAGCUUUCUCUGACAGUCUCAGGAUUGAGCUCUGGAACUUUGGAGUGAAAGUCUGCCUAAUAGAGCCAGGUUACUUCCAAACUGCAGUCACCAAUGAUAAAAUCUUGCUUGAGAACUUUAGGGAAAUCUGGGAGCAUCUUCCAAAGGAAAUCAAGCAAGCAUAUGGAGAGUCUUAUUAUAAGGAAAUGCUCAAAGGAACAUCUAGGAUGCAAGCCAACUGUUCUCCUAAUCUUUCUCUGGUUACCAACUGCAUGGAACAUGCACUGACUGCUGUGCGUCCUCGCUUCCGCUACACAGCUGGCUGGGAUGCAAAACUCUUUUACCUCCCUAUAAGCUAUAUGCCAACAUGGGUAUUCGAUCUAAUAUUCUUGAAGUCUUACCCCAAACCAGAACAGAGCAUUUAAGGUGGAGGGAUGUUAGAUUCCAAGAGGGAAGUUUGACAGUGAUGGGGUGGGCCUGGAAACCUAUUGAUUUUAAGACCUUUCAUUCUUAUGUGGGUUUUUAUAUGCUCUUCUUCCUUUUAUUGUAUGAUUCUUGUUUCCAGAAUAUAUCCUAAAUUAUCUUUCACUACAUCAGACCAGUUUCCUUGUUACUUAGCUAUGUGUACAUACAGUACCUGUGUUCCCCCCAUCUACCUCUUCCAUCAGGUAUAGAAGUGAUGCUCUCCUAGGCUUUGACUCUAAAGUAUUAUCAAGGCAAGAACAUACAAAGUUUUCCUAUAUCAAAUAGGACCACCGUUCUAUCCAACUUGGCAUAUUUUCUUGGCUCUCUAAGGUCCUGGUGAUUGGGGACAAGGACGAUUGUACCUCCAAAUGUCUGCCACUGAGCUAUGGCUGGGAGCUGCUAUAGCUGCACAAUGAUAGAACAUAGAGCCAAUUAUUCAGGACUGGUUCAAAGACUGCAGAUGCUUCCAGGCAGAUAAGCCAAAUAGCCUAUAGCCAGAUGGUCCUCCUGGCUGCAUUCUGUUAAUUGAGGAACCAAUCCACAAGGAAAACCUGCUUUCUGAAUAUACUGGGCACACUUGGGACAUUUUUACACUUUUGCACAUUUUUACUCCCUUUGUUUUGUACUACAGGUUUAUUCCCACACUCCCCAUAAUAAUUUGUUCUGCCAGAGCCCUUGUGAAAGCCACCUUUAUUAUUUGUUGCUUAGCCUAUUAGUAACUCUUUCAGGGUUACUUUUUAAUGCAGAUCACCGUAAGUCCUAACCAAAUUAAUAUUGUUUGCGCCAUUUAAUAAUCUGUCUUUUGUCUAUGCUGUUUAAAUCACAAAAUUAAUACUAUAUUUUAUCUUUGUUUUUAAAUGGUAAUAAAAAAACUCAUGGUAACCACCCAUCGUGGAAUAAAGCAGAAGAAUUAAGUUGAUUUGA
This is a messenger RNA of Candoia aspera, 2098 nucleotides long. RefSeq names its product retinol dehydrogenase 16-like. Lineage: Eukaryota; Metazoa; Chordata; Lepidosauria; Squamata; Candoiidae. The coding region runs from base 178 to 1134 and encodes 318 amino acids. Gene Ontology annotation, molecular function: all-trans-retinol dehydrogenase (NAD+) activity. Gene Ontology annotation, biological process: steroid metabolic process; retinol metabolic process. The transcript has 5 exons. The record is from RefSeq and is a predicted model, not a curated record. Gene Ontology annotation, cellular component: intracellular membrane-bounded organelle.